CUUACGCGUUAAUACUGCCAAUUUAUUUUACAGGCAUGGAGAUACCAUGGAGUUUUUGGUUGUUCCCUGUUCUUUCAUUAAUGGUAAAUGGAUAUACAAUUACGCCUGGAAAGAGUCCUUUAAUUUUAAGCUGGACAGCAGAUACUGCGAACGAUAGGUAUACCAUGGAGUUCAAAGAGAACAAUCAUAUUGAGGGCGGCAAUCAUGUGGCGUUGUUUACAAUUACAGACAUUAACAGUGCGCCUGAUUGGACGUUUACAAAUGCUAAAUUCGACUAUGAAUUCACAGAUGAUACGUUUUAUACUAAUCAGUUUAUUGACUACGAAUCGGAAACUGAUCAUUUUUAUUCCUUAAUUGCGAUCGUCGAUAAAACUACAAGUAUCAGGGUGGACAUAACGACGAUUAACUAUGACGAUGAAUCGCCAACUUUAACUGCUAUCAUGUGCAAGAUGAAUGUAUGUAAUAAUAGAAAAAUAAUAUUAUGUUAAGUGCCAUAAUUCUAGUAGAUAUACAUAUAGGGAGAUAUUUUGAAAACUAAUAAACUUCUAAAGCAAAAAAUAUAUUAAAAUACUUAGGAGUGUUUGACAAUACCAAGAAGAGAACCAAAAUAUCACAGUUUUAACAGCGGCCACUCUUCCCUUGAUACAUUUUAAGAGUUGAGAAGAAGUUGAGAAUGGGUUUAAGAAAAAUACUGUUCGUUUUUCUGCCGCUAUCUAUUGACCGAUUAGCCAAGCAUCUAAACAGGCACAUUUUACCAAUUAGCAUCACGGCCACCCACAAACUGUGUAUACGUUCAGUU
Messenger RNA from Dendroctonus ponderosae (mountain pine beetle), 799 nucleotides. RefSeq lists its product as uncharacterized. The transcript is spliced from 3 exons. The record is from RefSeq and is a predicted model, not a curated record. Lineage: Eukaryota; Metazoa; Arthropoda; Insecta; Coleoptera; Curculionidae. The coding region runs from base 36 to 488 and encodes 150 amino acids.